Molecule: messenger RNA, 2255 nt
Organism: Calliphora vicina (urban bluebottle blowfly)
Lineage: Eukaryota; Metazoa; Arthropoda; Insecta; Diptera; Calliphoridae
Exons: 3
Coding region: 1-2187 (728 amino acids)
Source: RefSeq, a predicted model, not a curated record
AUGUUUGGUUUAACCACUAGUCCCUUUCAGAUUAUACUACAUCUAAGCUUGGCCUUAGCCACCGACAGCAACACCAAAGCAGAAGCAGAAACACUGCUAAAAAAUGUGACUUUAUUGGAAAAUAACUCAACAUCUGAACAGCCCAUAGCAGAGGCUCUAAUACGCUAUAGGCGACAGCCACCACGCACCAUUGUUAAACAUAUAAUUCGACCAAAACGUUUCAAAAUGAAACGUGUUAAAAGGCCAAAAAUAAAAUAUAGUUUUGCAGAACCACCACCAGCAAUAUACUACAGCCGCAAACCGAUCAGCAUUAAGAAACCCACAUUUGAUUCUUCAAUAAUUGAAGAGUUUUCACACAUGAAUGUGGAAUCGGCUAAUUUUGAUUUGCCGCCCUCUAGCUAUGAGUCGCAAUCAAUGGAUUUGGAUUUGUACAAGCAUCAUGCACCUGCAAUAGAGACAACGUAUAAAGAAAUACAAAAACCAGCUACUUAUACCUAUAACGCUCCAGAAAUCACUUUUAAGGAAACCACCAAGCCCAUAGUUACAUAUUCAUAUGCACCGCCUAAAACUCGAAAACCCCACAGCAAUUAUGGAGUGCCAACAGAAUUUGUCUAUACUACGGGCUAUGAAAAUAAGCCCAGUGAUAAUAAAUACAAAUAUGAGCCACCUUCAACAAAACCAGUUUAUACUGAAGUAGAAAAACCCUUCUAUAAUGCUCAUGGUAAAAACGAAUAUUCCUAUAGUAAGCCGUCCAAACAAGCACAUCGUAUUCCAGCCACUUCAUAUGGUGUGCCAGAUCUUCAUCUACCAGUACCAACUGGUUCAAAUGAUUACAAUAAAUAUUCAGUAGUCGAACAAAAGCCAGCUCAUGCAAGUUAUGGUCCAAGUAAAACAGAAACAUAUCAUUUUGCGGAACCUCCACAACCGGAAUCGAGUAUUGAAAUUACCUAUUCGCCUUCUUAUGAAAUCAAUAUACCACCCUCAAACGAAAACUCCUAUUCCAGUGGAAAAUAUCAGCCAGAACAUCAGCCGGCAUAUCCUCCCAGUUAUGAGGAACCCAGCUACCAAGAGCCACCGCAAGAAUAUCAUCCACCCACAAAUUAUCAGCCCUCAAAUAGCUAUGGAAGUCCACCACAAGGAAAUUAUGAACAUACCGGUCCAUCCUAUCAAGAAGGUUCUGAUAGCAAUCAACCAGCUAGCUACCAACCAGCGCCAACUAGACAUGAAUCUAUAGAUGAAUAUAUACCAACAUCACAGGAGCUUCCCAUUAAUGUUAAUCACAAACAACCCCCCUAUGACUAUCCAAAAUCAAGUUAUGAAGUACCCAUCUAUGAUCCCAUACCUUUUGAUGCCUCUAGCAAUCAAGAAAGAGAAAUUUAUCCACCACAAACAUUGGAUCAUACCAACAGACAGCAGUCAGCAACAGCCUCCGAACAAAGGCCCGAAUCGCAGGAAGCCACACCAAAUGAAGUACAUUCAUCCGCCACACGACCACAAACUGUACUGCAAAAGCCCCACUCGCCCAUAAAUCAUUUGGUCAGAACGCGUAAGAGAAAACGUAAUAAUAAGGGUUCCUCUACCACCACGUCGACUACGAAACAUAUCCUAGAUGUGCCAGAACUUGAAGAGGCUUUCGAAAAAGAAAAUAGCAAUAAAUAUAGAAAUUCGAGAGAACCAGAUGCCCAUGAAUCACAUCGUGUCGAAAAUAUCAAUAACCAGAAUAAAAUCAAUCAAAAUUACAACAGCGGACCCUGGAAUCCCAUGAAAAUUCGUACCUCAUCCAUUAUGGUGACAACACCCAGCAGCAGCAGCACCUCUGCUGUUAAUGCAUUGAGUACGAAAAAUAGACGUUAUCAUUAUAAACAGCAAAGAUCUACCACAACCAGCACCACCACCACAACAGAGGCUCCCGCUAAAGUCGAAAUUAUAUCAAUUGAAAAAUCCAAAUCAAAGAGCUAUUAUGAUGGCAUUGUCACAACACCCAAAAUCUACAAUGGCAAUUUCUUUAGAAAUCGCUUUAGACUACAUGAGAGUACAAGCACAGAACAACCCCAAAUGAAGUCAACAAAUGAAAAUAAACUCACGAAACGGACCACAAAAAAUAUAUUCGAUACAACUGUUUUCAAGAGUCCCUUAAAUGAUAGAGAUGUUUAUCGUAAUUUGCCGAAAAAUCAUAAAUUAUUUUGAGUUUAUUUAUUAAAUAGUUAGUUGUUAAGUUAAAUUAUGUAGUAAUAAAAGAAUAUGAUUUUGUAUAA